AUGUCUUCCACUCUCCAACCAACCAACCCCACCAAUUCUUAUAAACCCCCCCUCCCAUCAAUCCUCUCCACCCACGACUUCGAACGCAUCGCCUCCCAAACCCUCACCCCCAAAACAUGGGCCUUUUACGCCUCCGGCGCAACAGACAUGCUCACCUGCGAGUCCAAUAAAACCACCUACGAUCGGAUUCUUCUCCGCCCACGAAUCCUCCGUAACGUGACGAGUGUGUCCACCCGGACUACGAUCCUAGGUUGUGAAAUGCAGCUCCCGUUAUUCGUUAGUCCAGCGGCCAUGGCGACGUUGGUCCAUCCCGACGGGGAGGUUGCCAUUGCCAGGGCGUGUGCAAGAUUCGGGGUGGGACAAUGUAUAUCAACAAACGCCUCCUACCCCCUUCCCACCAUAACCUCUUCACCACUUCCCACCUCAACAGGGGCGCCAUUCUUCCUCCAGCUCUACAUCCACAAAUCCCGCUCCGUCUCCCAACACCUCCUCCAUCUCGCGCACGCAUCCAACAUCCGCGCCAUCUUCGUCACCGUCGACGCCCCCGUCGCUGGGAAGCGCGAGGCCGAUGAACGCGUUCCGCUUGAUACCACAGACAGGCGGUUCUUCACCCCGUUGCCUAUGAGCGGGGCGCAGAUCGGGAGUGAUGGGAAGGGGGCGGGGCUGGGGAGGACCAUGGGGCAGUAUAUUGAUGCGAGUUUGACGUGGGAGGAUUUGAGGUGGUUGAGGAGGAAUACGCAUUUGCCGAUUGUGUUGAAGGGGGUGCAGACGGCGGAGGAUGCGGUGUUGGCGGUGGAGGCGGGGGUCGAGGGGAUUGUGGUUAGUAAUCAUGGGGGGAGGGGGGUUGAUACGUCGACAUCGUCAAUUGCAGUCCUUAUGGAAAUCCGUCGAUGUUGUCCGGAGGUAUUUGACAAAUUGGAAGUCUUCGUGGAUGGGGGCAUUCGACGAGGAACGGAUAUCAUUAAGGCGAUCUGCUUAGGGGCCAAGGCUGUUGGCAUGGGACGGGCAUUCUUGUACAGUUUGUGCUACGGGCAAGAAGGGGUAGAGAGGCUGAUUGAGAUUAUGAAAGAUGAGUUAGAGACUACGAUGCGGUUGUUGGGAAUCACGGAUCUGUCGCAGGCACAUCCUGGGUUGUUGAAUACGUUGGAUGUGGAUCAUUUGAUUCCGAAGGAAAUCGGGGCGUCGUGUGAGAAUAUGGUGAAGGCGAGGUUGUGA
This is a messenger RNA of Aspergillus ibericus CBS 121593, 1215 nucleotides long. RefSeq names its product cytochrome b2. NCBI's taxonomy places the organism in Eukaryota, Fungi, Ascomycota, Eurotiomycetes, Eurotiales, Aspergillaceae. The record is from RefSeq and is a predicted model, not a curated record. The transcript is spliced from 4 exons. Gene Ontology annotation, molecular function: oxidoreductase activity; FMN binding. Bases 1 to 1215 code for a protein of 404 amino acids.